AUCAAAUCCACACAAUCAAAUUCACACACACACACAUAAACACACAGUGAAGUCUGCAGAUUGAAGUUAUUCGAGUGUGGUGGAAUAAGACCAACCUAGACACGCAAACAGAGGGAAGCGAAGACGGGAUUCAAGGAUUGAGCUCCACCUCAACUCACAAAUCGCCUCUCUGCUGAACUAAUUUCGCAUUUUCUCUACCCAAUUAUUGAUUACUCCAACAUGGGUUGAUUGCGAUUUUGGGCGUUUGACUCAUUUCCUGCUGCAAAAUCUUCGCUUGGGUUUUUCCUCUUCUGGCUCAGAAUAACUGAAUCAACGGAUCAAAUUGUGAUGCCUUUUCGGGCAUUGAAAUAGUAAAGCUUCGAAGUAUCCAGUAAACAGCAUUUUCGGAAACAUCAUGAUUCCGAGCGGCACCUAUGAAGGCAUUUAUGAGGGCCACAGUUCAGAUAACGAUGUUGCUCCAGAGAUUAUCGAAUAUAGAGCAUCUCCUCAUCGGAAGAUCUCGUCUUUUAAUGGUCCGAAACGUGGCAUGACAUCAAAUACAGCAGUACACGAGCUUCUUGAAUGCCCUGUUUGUACGAAUGUAAUGUACCCCCCAAUUCACCAGUGUCCAAAUGGCCAUACUCUAUGCUCGAAGUGCCAGUCGAAGGUGCGGUGUUGCCCAAUUUGUCGUCACGAACUUGGGAACAUAAGAUGCUUAGCGUUGGAACGAGUAGCGGAGUCACUUGAACUGCCGUGCAAGUACCAGAUCCUCGGGUGUCAGGACAUUUUCCCCUAUCACGGCAGGUCGAGGCACGAACAGAAUUGCCGGUUUCGUCCCUACAAGUGCCCGUACGCUGGCGCAGACUGCCCCAUCAGCGGCAGCAUCCCUUUCCUCGUAGACCAUCUCAAGCGAGACCACAACGUUGAUAUGCACGACGGGUGCACUUUCAACCACAGAUACGUGAAAUCCAACCCCCAGGACGUCGAAAAUGCCACCUGGAUGCUGACCGUUUUCAACUGCUACGGCUACCAGUUCUGCUUGCACUUCGAGGCCUUCAAUCUCGGGAUGGCGCCCGUGUACAUGGCGUUCAUCCGUUUCAUGGGCGACGACCACGACGCUCGCAAGUUCAGCUACAGCCUGGAAGUCGGAGGAAACGGGAGAAAGAUGACGUGGCAAGGGGUCCCGAGGAGCAUUCGUGACAGCCACACGAAAGUUCGGGAUAGCAUGGACGGGCUGAUUAUCCAACGAAGCAUGGCGCUGUUUUUCUCCGGUGGCAGCAGGCAGGAGCUGAAGCUGAAGGUGGCGGGGCGGAUAUGGAAGGAAGAAGCGUAGGGAGAUCAUCGGCCGAGUGGUGGUGCUCGGCUUCAACCGGGGCCGAGGCGCGCCGUCGAAUACAAGGAGGCAAAGGAAGAGGACUUCUCAUGAUUGGUGAAGGGCUUUACUUAUUUAAUCUGUACAUGAAACUCAGAAUGAUGUGAGCUAAUCCUUUAAACUUGUUUAAUCUCAAUGGAUCAAAUUAACCACCAAAAAUCUGUUGUAAAACCUUGGUGGAUAACUUUUGCAUAUCAGUUUGAAGUCUUCGACUUGUUUCUACA
Messenger RNA from Salvia hispanica, 1575 nucleotides. Its product is annotated as E3 ubiquitin-protein ligase SINAT2-like. Lineage: Eukaryota; Viridiplantae; Streptophyta; Magnoliopsida; Lamiales; Lamiaceae. Gene Ontology annotation, cellular component: cytoplasm. Gene Ontology annotation, molecular function: zinc ion binding; ubiquitin protein ligase activity; protein binding. The record is from RefSeq and is a predicted model, not a curated record. Gene Ontology annotation, biological process: ubiquitin-dependent protein catabolic process; multicellular organism development.